CAUGUCCGAGAAAUCAGAGCUGGAAUGGAACGCACCAUCCCAGUAGAGAAAAAAACUAGAUAACGUUCUUUCAGUCUUUCUGUCAUAGCUUAGUUGCUGUGCGUGUUUGUACUAUCAUCUCGCUCACCAUUUGAUGUGGCGCGCUUUAUACGCUUAAAUUCCACCCUCUUCAAUCAUUUUCUUUUCCAAUGGCUUCUUCUUUGCCUCUUUCUCAGCCUACUACUCACAGCUUCUUCUCUAAAACCCAGGUUCAAUUUCCCUCUUCUCGCUCUUCUCUUUCCUCCACUUCCAAUCUUGACAUUUUCAUCAAUUUUGGGUUUAAUCUAAAGCAGUUGAAAGGAUUUAACCAUGGCUCCCGGCGACCUAGCUUCUCAUUUUGCCGCGACAACGAAAACAAAAUUCGACCUAUCAAUGCUUUGGUUGAUACAGGCCCAUUCCCCUUGUUUCAACCUCCCAAAGUUGAAGAGUCGUCGUCUGAGUUGGAGCCAGCAGACCCUGAUUUCUACAAAAUAGGUUAUAUUCGAAGCAUGCGAGCUUAUGGAGUUGAGUUUAAGGAAGGGCCUGAUGGGUUUGGUGUGUAUGCUUCUAAAGAUGUAGAACCUCUUCGCCGAGCCAGGGUUAUAAUGGAAAUUCCUCUUGAAUUGAUGUUAACUGUGAGUCAGAAGCUCCCAUGGAUGUUCUUCCCUGAUAUAAUUCCAGUGGGACAUCCGAUAUUUGAUAUAAUCAACUCAACAAAUCCAGAGACAGAUUGGCACCUAAGACUAGCAUGCCUACUGUUAUAUGCAUUGGAUUGUCAGGACAACUUUUGGCAGUUGUAUGGUGACUUCUUACCCAGUGCUGAUGAAUGCACUAGCUUACUUCUGGCAACAGAGGCAGAACUUUUGGAGCUGCAGGAUCCCAAUCUUGCAUCUACCAUCAGGAAUCAGCAACGCCAAGCCUCACAAUUUUGGGAGAAGAAUUGGCACACUGGUGUUCCCCUUAAAAUAAAGCGUCUUGCUCGUGAUCCCCAGAGAUUCAUGUGGGCAGUGAGUAUAGUACAGUCACGAUGCAUUAAUAUGCAAAUGAGGAUCGGUGCACUACAUCAGGAUGCAAAUAUGCUGAUUCCUUAUGCUGACAUGCUGAACCAUUCAUUUGAGCCAAAUUGUUUUUUCCAUUGGCGCUUCAAGGACCAGAUGGUUGAGGUGCUUAUAAAUGCUGGACAGAGGAUUAGAAAGGGAGAUGAGAUGACCGUCGAUUACAUGAGCAGGCAAAAGAAUGACAUGUUUAUGCAAAGAUAUGGCUUUUCAUCAUCUGUGAACCCUUGGGAUGAGAUCAAAUUCUCUGGAGAUGCACGGAUACAUUUGGAUUCCUUCUUGUCCGUGUUCAAUAUAUCUGGCCUUCCUGAAGAGUAUUAUCAUAACACUCUUCUAUCUAAGGAGGGCGAUACGUUUGUUGAUGGAGCAGUCAUUGCUGCAGCACGGACGCUGCCAACUUGGUCAGAUGGGGAUAUACCUCCAAUCCCUAGUGUGGAACGGAAGGCUGUGAAGGAGUUACAAAAUGAAUGCCAACAAAUGCUUGCAGAAUUUCCCACAACCUCCAAGCAAGACCAAAAAUUGAUAGAUUCAAUGCAAGAUGCUACCAGGCCACUUGAAACUGCAAUAAAGUACAGAUUGCACAGGAAAUUGUUCAUAGAGAAAGUCAUCCAAACAUUGGACAUCUAUCAGGAGAGAUUGCUCUUUUGAUCUCAAGUCACUAAAUUGUGUUAUUUUUGUGAAGGAAAUUUUGUGACUUCCAUUGAUUAUACGGACAAUGCUACUGUGUCCAUGAGCUGUAUACUUAGGUUAUCCAUGCUUCUCUUUCUGUGAUC
Molecule: messenger RNA, 1846 nt
Organism: Prosopis cineraria
Lineage: Eukaryota; Viridiplantae; Streptophyta; Magnoliopsida; Fabales; Fabaceae
Product: protein PLASTID TRANSCRIPTIONALLY ACTIVE 14
Exons: 12
Coding region: 189-1721 (510 amino acids)
Biological process (GO): plastid transcription; thylakoid membrane organization; peptidyl-lysine monomethylation
Cellular component (GO): plastid-encoded plastid RNA polymerase complex; chloroplast thylakoid
Molecular function (GO): protein binding; protein-lysine N-methyltransferase activity
Source: RefSeq, a predicted model, not a curated record